AAAGAGAAAGGGGUUAAAAUGAAAAAGAGAGAGGGGAUGUGAAAGAAAGAAAAUGAGGAAGAAUGAGAAAAAAGAAAAUGGGAGGGUAGCGUCAUUCGACCAAGAUAUUUUUUUCCUCAUUCUCGGUGCUGAGUCAAGAGCUGCCGAGAUAGCCUGGCCCAAGACACCGUUAUGCCAGCUGUACGAUAAGAUACGUCUUCUGAUUAUGUCUGUCUCGCUGUCUGAUUGUAAUGAUUAUUCACAAGCCAGAUAUGUCUGGGGAGACAGUGGAGACAUGGUUCGUGUAGCGGUGGUGGGCGGCGGGGUGAACGCCAUUGGCUCGGCAUUGGCACUACUGCAGAGGGCGCCAGAAUGCCAGGUCACCGUUAUUAGCAAGGAUUUCAGUCCCAAUACUACAGGUGUGUACACGCGCACAUGCACACCGCCGCUUUUCUCGCUCUCCAGACGGUGGUCACAGGAGACGUGGGAUCUGCUCCUCGGGUGGGUGAAGGCGGGGCAGCAGAAGGGCGUGUCUCUGGUGUCAGGGGCAUGCGUGGGGCGGAGCGAGCUGCCCUUGGAGUUCUGGCACAAGAUCCCAAUAGGGUAUCGCACCCUCACGCAGGAGGAGUGCACGAUCUAUGGCCCGGAUUAUUGCUCCGGCUACUCAUUCACCUCCAUCAUCGCGGAGCCCUCAAACUUCCUGCCAAGGCUCAUGAAUGAGUUGCGAGACCGCGGCGUCGUCUUCAAGAAGCAGAGACUCACGUCCCUCGAGGAAGCCGCCGCCCACGCCGACCUUGUCCUCAACUGCACGGGCCUCGGGGCGUACGACCUGGUGCCGGAUCACAACAUGUACCCAUGCAGGGGCCAAGUGAUGAGGGUUAAAGCUCCAUGGCAAACCACCUUUCUUUGUGACGAUUCAGAUGAAAAUAUUGCAUACAUACUACCUAAUUGCGAAUCUGUGGUCCUUGGAGGAACCAACCAAGAUGAUGACUGGAGGCAGGAAAUUGACCCCAAAGAUUCAGAGGCAAUCUGGAACAACUGUACACGUCUAGUACCAUCACUAAAGAAAGCAGAGAUCGUAAGGGAAUGGGCUGGACUGCGACCUUGUAGAAGAAAAGGAGUGCGCUUGGAGGCAGACGAGGUGAAAAUUGGGUCACGUAAUAUUCCUGUGGUUCACAACUAUGGGCAUGGAGGUUGUGGAGUAACCAUGUUCUGGGGAUGUAGCAAGGAAACCGCUUCAAUUGCAGUGGACCUGAUCCACAAGCACUUUGGACCCAUAAGUAAACUGUAGUGCAACUUUAGGAAAAUAUGAAUGAAGUUGUUAACUUUUAAGGUUUAAAGGCAGUGUUAGUAACUUCUGUCAUUUAUCAUUCUUUGCUACUUUUCAAGAAGCAAGAAAACAUGGAUGGACAGGGUUAUAUUUCUACAUGUUUUGUGUUUCUAAAAUUCAUACUGGUAUCUUUUCACAUUAUAUUAAUUAAGAAGUAAUGUUUGUAAAAUGCAGAAAUCUUUACAGACAGAAUAAUUAUCUUUAGUGAAGUACUGUAUUUACAAGUUUCUCACAAUUUGAAAUUUUAAAUGUAUUAAAAAUUAAGGAAAUUGGUGAAGACUUUUUUGUAGUGUUCAGAGCUGUAACAUCUGAUUAAAUAAUUAAAAUGGUAAAAUAUUCCUA
Molecule: messenger RNA, 1651 nt
Organism: Penaeus chinensis
Lineage: Eukaryota; Metazoa; Arthropoda; Malacostraca; Decapoda; Penaeidae
Product: D-aspartate oxidase-like
Exons: 8
Coding region: 53-1270 (405 amino acids)
Molecular function (GO): FAD binding; D-amino-acid oxidase activity
Source: RefSeq, a predicted model, not a curated record